Molecule: messenger RNA, 2689 nt
Organism: Carassius auratus (goldfish)
Lineage: Eukaryota; Metazoa; Chordata; Actinopteri; Cypriniformes; Cyprinidae
Product: poly [ADP-ribose] polymerase 9-like
Exons: 9
Coding region: 206-2689 (827 amino acids)
Biological process (GO): negative regulation of gene expression; protein poly-ADP-ribosylation; positive regulation of type II interferon-mediated signaling pathway
Cellular component (GO): nucleus; cytoplasm
Molecular function (GO): ubiquitin-like protein ligase binding; transcription corepressor activity; NAD+ poly-ADP-ribosyltransferase activity
Source: RefSeq, a predicted model, not a curated record
CUUUCACUUUUGAUUUAAGUGCAUGGCCAUGCGUCAGGCUUGGUUUUUCACAACAACGCAGAAAACAGUUUCCGCUUCAAGCAAAGACGUUAAUUGGCCUCUCCUCGUUUCGACACUCUGAAACUAUCGCUGUUUUUGACACAAAAGAAAAAGAUUGAAGAACAUAAAAGUCAUAGGGGUCUGUGUCCUGAGGAAGCUACAAGCCAUGAGUGACAAGGAACAGGGUUGGUUGCCACUGGUUUCAGAACAGGCUGCCGUUCUGGCAAGGUGUGGUGAAGCCUUUUGUCAUGCUGUUAAUGUCAAAUUUAAUUGCACGGCUAUUCUCCGCAAUGUGGAAGAGGUUGGCUCCUUUGGUAGUAGCACAAGUGGUGUCUGGCGCGCUGAGAAGAGGUACUCCACAAAGCUGUCCAGCGGAGUCGAAGUAUCAGUCUGGAAAGAUGAUCUUACACGUCACAAAGUGGAGGCUGUGGUCAAUGCAGCCAAUGAGAAACUUAAUCAUGGAGGUGGUCUUGCACAAGCACUGUGUGCGGCUGGAGGACCAAUGAUCCAGAAAUGGAGUGAUGUCAUUAUACAAAAAAUUGGACGAGUGAAAGUUGGUGAGGCUGUUCUCACUUCUGCUGGAGAUCUACCGUGUAAAUUUAUCAUACAUGCUGUUGGUCCCUGCUUGUCUCCAAACCCAUCCAAGUGGGAGACUGAUCAAGCUGCACCAUACUUAUAUGAUGCAAUCAACAGUAUCCUACGUAUUGUCUUAAAGGAAAACAUUUCCUCUGUUGCAAUUCCUGCCUUAAGUUCUGGCCUUUUCUAUUUUCCAAGAGAUCGCUGUGCAGACAUUAUUGUAAAGGCUAUAAAACUGUUUGAUGAAUGCACAAGGUUUCAAAGCAACUUAGAAAUCCGUCUAGUCAAUAAUGAUGAACCCUCGGUCCAAGAAAUGGAGAGAGCAGUUAAGGCGAUUUUGGUGCAGUCCAGCAUCUCUGGCACAUACAGUGGAGCUGUUCAGAGCAGCAUGGCUUUGUCUUCAAACAGCAAGUUCAAAUUUUGCAAUGUAACACUGCAACUGAAAACAGGGGCUAUUGAAGAAGAAAAGGUUCAUGUAAUUGUGAAUACAAUUUCAGAAGAUUGUAAUUUGUCCUUGGGGCUGAUUUCAAAAGCAAUUUUGAACAAAGCUGGCAGAAAGAUUCAAGAAGAGAUUUCCAGAGGAAAACACAGUAAAUCCACAAAUGUCCAUGUGACAAAAGGAUAUCAUCUGAAUUGUCAUGCAGUUUAUCAUACUGUUUGCGUAGUUAGAUCUGACCCUAUGGCCACACAGAUUCUUUAUAAUGUGGUCUCAGAAUGUCUGAGGAAAGCUUCAAUGGGAUACAAAUCCAUCUCCUUCCCAGCUAUUGGUACUGGUAAUCUGGGCUUUAAGAAAUUUGAGGUUGCCAAAAUCAUGACAGAUGCUGUGGCAAAUUUUGCCAAAAGUAACACGAAAGAACUGGAUGUAAACUUUGUUGUGUAUCCAAAGGACAAGGAGAUGAUGGAGGCUUUUGAAAACGAGAUGAAAAUGAGGAAGAGAGCAGCAGAGUCCCCAGUAGUGUACAAUGACAUAAAAAUAAACUUUGCAUUUGCAGCCAGUGAAACCACAGCACAUAAAAUGGCAUCUGUUGAGUUCGACAGUGUUUCCAGGGAAGCUCUGAGAGAAGCAAAAGAGUGGACAACCAAUAUGCUAAAGCCAUCAGAUAUCAUGACAAUAAAGAAUAAUCAUGUCAUAUAUCUUGGACAAGAAGACCAUGCAAGUCUUCUCUCUCUCCAAACAAUGUUGAAUGUUCGCAUUGAGGAGUUCUUCAGGAAUGGUGAAGGUGGCAUAACCAUCACUGGAAACCCUUCAAAUGUCAGUUGUGCAGCAAUUGAGGUGGAGUCCAUGCUUUGCAAGGCUCAGGAGGAGUUUGCACAAGCUGAGGAACGUGACAUGCUGUAUUCUGUUGUUCGCUGGAGCUGUAAAGAUGUACCUUGGAUACAAACACCUGAAAUCAGUGCAGAUUUGGAGAAAGCUUAUUUGGCAGGGAAUGUAAACCAUGAGAUUAAUACCCACAAAGUCAACUUGAUGAACAAGACUUUGGUUGAUGACUAUGGGAGAAGCAGCAAUGUGGAAAGGACAUGUCUGCUGGAUCGUUUUGAGUCUCUCAACAAUUCAUUUUAUUCAAGAACACCUGAGACCAGGAAUGAUUAUUUUGGAAAAGAAGCAUGGAAAGCCUUUAAUGUUGUAAAGAAGGAGAAGCUGGAGAACAUUGCGCUGAAGCAGCUGUUCAAAAUGAAUAUGCAGAGAUUGAAUGACAAACCGAAGUGCCUCUACCAGCGUGUGUCCGCUCAGUUCUGUGAUCUCAUCUGCAGAGUAGGCUUUCAGAAAGAGUUCGCACCUCCUGCAGAGCAAAGGUAUGGCAGUGGAAUAUACUUCAGCAGUACAGUCGAUGGAGCAAUGAAGCUGUGGAAAGACCAGGAACAUGAGCAGUACAUCUACAUCAUUCAAGCCCAGGUCCUCACUGGGAAGUCCACUAUUGGUUCCCCACAUCAUAUUUUGCCCCCUCCCUUACAUGGAGACCCUUUAGAUCGUUAUGAUAGCUUGUCUGACAUGGUGCAGACAUAUGUCAUCUUCAAUGGCCAGCAAGCUCUUCCUGAAUACCUGAUCAUAUAUCCCAGAUCAAGCCAUGUGUAA